AUGAGAGGCAAAACUUAGGAAUCAGAACUAAAUUAAAUUAGUUCUUCACAUAUCAUAAAAUAUAAUAAAAUAAAUAUGGGAAAUUGUAAAGGAUAAUGUUAUUAAAAGAGUCUGAGUUAAACAAAUAAUAUUGAUUGUACAAAAUUAGUGAUUGUUGUAAAAACUUGGCAGAAAGAUGCCUUUUCAUUAUUUGAUUAUGAGAACGCUACAAAUGUGCAGGAAUAAAAAUUUAUUGUAUUAUUUAAUAAAUUACUCUUUAAGAUAAAUAGUGGAGGUUAUUUAGUAGGUCGUAAUUAAAUAGAAUGGAUUGAAAAUGAUUCAAUUAUAAAGGAUGAGCUUUGUAAAAUAAAGAAAAAAAAUGAAANUAUGCAUUCUUAAUAUUUUUUUAUUUUUAGACUAUUACGCUUCCAUCAAUUUUUUUUAUUCUGA
Molecule: messenger RNA, 429 nt
Organism: Paramecium sonneborni
Lineage: Eukaryota; Ciliophora; Oligohymenophorea; Peniculida; Parameciidae
Source: the annotation of a GenBank genome assembly